Molecule: messenger RNA, 2665 nt
Organism: Pseudogymnoascus verrucosus
Lineage: Eukaryota; Fungi; Ascomycota; Leotiomycetes; Thelebolales; Thelebolaceae
Gene: ERD1
Product: protein-ER retention protein
Exons: 3
Coding region: 1283-2521 (412 amino acids)
Cellular component (GO): cytoplasm; membrane
Source: RefSeq, a predicted model, not a curated record
GAAUUCUCGUUGAGGGAAAUCUCGACCCCAUUGUCGAGGACAGCAGUGCCGCUGCCCUGGGCAUUCGCGGUAUGGGCCGGCUGCGAGAAUUCGGCAACCGUCGAAUUAAGGUGUAUCCAGCUCUGGACGGCGAUCUGGAGGACAAGGAGGACACCGAGGACUUCGUAGCCGAUGCGGGCUUCCGAUUCCCCGAUUUUCUUGGUGAAGAUGUAGCGCAGGCCCCAGAUACGCUUGGAGAGCUGAUAGUACGAGCCGGUGAAGUAGAAGACGGUGAGGGUGGCGGCGUGGAUGGGUGACGGGGAAGUGAUUGCGGCAAGAUGCCUUAGGAUAUAUGAUUGGAACUUAUAGGAUCGCGAGGAUUGCUGCUGGUCCUUCGAUAAGCGGCGUAGGUUGCGCUCGAGCUUGGCGCGGAUCCGGGCGCGGAAUGAAGGAAGGAGGCGGUUGAGGGAGUAUGGGAGAAGGAUGGCGGUUAGGAUGUAGCCAGCUCGGCGCGUUAUGCUGGGUAACCUGAGGGUGUCGUCUUCAAUCUGGAUGAUAUCGCAGUAUUCCUCGCCGAGUGUGCGGUUGCCAAUGAGAGUUGUGAGGGCGAGAUAUGAGAGGUCGGCGAACGUGCUUGCUUCGGCCGUCCACUUGUGGAGGAAGCGUGCGCCGUAGAGUUGUCGCAGUAUGUCGGAAAUGUGGUUCAUGAGGACGCCCUCAAAGUAUGCAUCUUUCUGAUGUGACCGAAUUAUGUCUGGUGCGGCAGCGAAAGGGUAGUUGAAGGACGUGGAGGGCACGGAUGGAGCUGGGCGAGCUGUCUUGGACACAUGAUCGGACAUGGUGGGUUGAAAGGCUCAGGGCCCUUCGAGAGGUAUUUCGAGCCAAUUAUUGAGGUCGCCAACUAAUACAGAUCAUAUACUGUAUGCCGUGGUAGUAGAAGCUGAUCUGGUUCGAGGAGGUUGUCGAGAAAUGAAGCUGCGGCUUUGUAAAGUCGAUCAUGAAUAUGACGGAUAUGAAGCCGAGGCUGGACGCUGGCUGUAGUGGGGACCACGACCCGGCACUUAUCAAAUAGCGCCUUUCCUAUCUCGGGGUCUUGGCGGCUUUUAUCUAUGUUCCAUGUGUCACGACUGACACGCGGUCAAAUCAACAUUUAAUUGUUUAAUUGUAUUAAUAAAUUUAUUUAUUUUGCAAACUUGGCGACCUCGACAUAUUUUGUCUUUACCCUCACAUCAGCAGGAUAUAUCUUUAGAGAUUGGAAAUUCUAUAUCGCUGGCCUCGAUGGUUAUUAUUUCACAACGCUACCAUGGAUGGAGACCCGUCUGUUGAGCCACAGCUCGACUCGUUCAGUCGGACGCUGCCGCUGCCAUACAGAUGCGCUCUUAUAAUUGUUGCUGCGGUCUGGGCCUGGGGCGCCAACCUGCAGUACCUGUCCUUUCUUAAAAUCGACGUCCCAGCCCUCAUAAGAUACCCCGGCCGACAAUCUUUGACCGAAGCCGCGCAUCAUCUGUCUACAUACCGUCUGGCGACCAUCCUCUCCGGCUCCCUCGGCCUGUCACUCGUUACAUUCUGGAUCUUCUCCCACCGCGAUGCCGAACUCGUCAUCUUCUACGACUGGAUGCCGAUGACCUACCUGCUCUUCCUCGCCCUCCUCUUCGUUCUCCCACUACGAUACCACUCCACAACAGGGCGAUACCACUUCCUCAAAACCCUACGCCGCGUCGCUGUAGGCGGAAUUGCUGAGGCGAAAGAUGGCAAAUUCGGCGAUAUCCUCCUCGCCGAUGUGCUCACCUCCUAUUCCAAGAUCCUCGCAGACCUCUUCAUAUCCGUCUGCAUGUUCCUGACUACCAAUGGAUCAGCGACAGAGCAGCCCGAUCGCCGUUGCGGCGGACGUUUCUUGGUGCCGCUCAUCAUCGCCAUCCCAAGCGCCAUCCGAUUUCGACAAUGUCUAAUCGAGUACGGUCGCGUGCGGGACGCCAACCACCGCACAACAAGUCUGGUGUCCACUGGAUCAGGCGGCGUGCACCUGGCUAACGCGCUGAAAUAUGCCACCGCCUUCCCCGUCAUCAUUUUGAGCGCCUUGCAGCGAAGCAGCUCUGAUGCGUCAACCACCGCUACUGCUGCCGAGACAUCACUGUACCGACUGUGGCUACUGGCGGUGAUUGUCAACUCGUCCUACUCAUUCUACUGGGACGUAGCUAAUGACUGGGACCUCACUCUCCUGUCGCCUGCACGCUCCAACCCAGAGCACCCGUAUGGCCUGCGACGCAAGAUGGUCUUCCGGGCAAGCGAGAUCUACUAUGUCGCUAUAGGUCUCGACUUUCUCCUGCGAAUCACCUGGACUCUGAAAUUGAGCCCCCACCUGGACCAGUUUAACGAUUGGGAGGGUGGCAUAUUCUGCAUCCAGGCUCUUGAGGUGUUCAGACGCUGGAUCUGGAUAUUCUUCCGUGUCGAGACCGAGUGGGUGAGGAAUACGAGCACGGGAUUGGGCCAGGAUGAUAUCCUUCUUGGGGACUACUCGAGUGGAAAGGACGAUGACGAUUGAACGUAUAUGGGAAAUGAUAUACGGGAUGGUUAUUCAAUUGCCCAGGCGUCUAGGGCAAUAGACUAGGAUCUCUCUGUGCACAUAGAACGUGUUUAGUAGGGUGUAGAUGACAAGCAGAAUAAUAUCAAUACUAUAUAUAACAAG